CCGUUUCACUACUUUGAUGCCAUCAAUCUCCCAAAGAGAAAAUAGUUUCAUCUAUCAAAAAGUACUUCAUAAAACCAUCAUUCAUUUCAUGGCAAGCUUUGAUCGCUUAUGUGCUGCUUCCCAUAUGAAUAUUGCUCCAAGUCCAACCACCAUGCCACAACUUGGCAAGAAUCGCUUCACCCAAUUUGCACCUAUGCCAACUACCCAAAAAUGGAGCCUUUCCGAAGACCUCACACUUAUUUCUAAUCCCACAAAACACGACAUUCAAAAAACUGGAAAUCUCGGCUUCUCUGACGAGUUCUACGUAAAGCAUGAACAGAAGGUGAAGGAAGUUAGGAGUGUCCUACGAAAAGUAGGGGAAAAUCCAUUAGAAGGUCUGGUCAUGAUUGAUACCCUCCAACGCCUAAGCAUUGACUACCAUUUUGAAGAAGAGAUUGAAGCACUUCUGCAAAAACAGUAUAUGGAAUCCACCAUUAGUAAUGGUUAUCCUGAAUUUGAUCUUUAUGAGGUUUCUACUCGCUUUAGGCUACUAAGGCAAGAAGGUUACAAUAUGCCAGCAGAUGUGUUUAACAACUUCAAGAACAAGGAGGGAAGGUUCAAAUCUGAACUAGGCACAGACAUCAAGGGGUUAAUGGCUUUGUAUGAAGCAUCGCAUUUAAGCAUAAAAGGAGACGACAUACUUGAUCAAGCUGCGGAUUAUAGUUGCCUACUCCUUGAUGGUUGGAUGAUGAAUCUUGAUCAACAUCAAGCUAGACUUAUCGACAGUACGCUGAGGCAUCCCUAUCACAAGAACUUGGCAAGGUUCACGGCCAGAAGCUUCGUUAGUGACUAUAAGGGCAUUAAUGGAUGGGUAGAUGGAUUACAAGAACUAGCAACGAUGGAUUUUAAGAUGGUUCAAUCCACGAAUCAAAGAGAAAUACUACAAUUUUCUGAAUGGUGGAAGGACAUGGGUUUGGCCAAUGACUUGAAGAAUGCAAGAAAUCAACCACUCAAAUGGUACAUGUGGCCAAUGGCAGCCCUCACAAAUCCGUGCUUCUCGCAGCAAAGAGUGGAGCUCACAAAACCCAUCUCUCUUAUCUACAUAAUUGAUGACAUUUUUGAUGUUUAUGGGACACUAGAGGAACUCACUCUCUUCACAGAAGCAGUCAACAGAUGGGAUCUUGCAGCGGUUGAGAAUCUACCUUACUACAUGAAGUCAUGUUUUAAUGCACUCUACGACACCACGAAUGAGAUUUCUUACAAGAUCUACAAAGCGCAUGGGUGGAACCCCAUAGAUUCUCUGCACAAAACGUGGGCAAGUUUGUGCAAUGCUUUCUUAGUAGAAGCAAAAUGGUUUGCUUCUGGGCAGUUGCCAAACUCAGAAGAGUAUCUGAAAACUGCGGUUGUUAGUUCAGGGGUGCAUGUGGUUUUAGUUCACAUGUUCUUUCUAUUGGGCCAUGGAAUAACAAGGAAAACUGUCGAUCUUGUGAAUGAUAACCCGGGCAUUAUAACUUCUACAGCAACAAUUCUACGUCUCUGGGACGACUUGGGAAGUGCAAAGGAUGAAGAUCAAGACGGGCACGACGGAUCGUAUGUUGACUGCUACAUGAAGGACCACAAGGGCUCUUCAGUGAACAGAGCACGAGAGCAAGUCAAUCGCAUGAUUUCAGAUGCGUGGAAGUGCCUCAACCAGGAAUGCCUAUCUCCAAACUCUUUUUCAGCAAGUUUCACAAAGAGUUCGCUUAAUUUAGCGAGGAUGGUUCCUUUGAUGUACAGCUAUGAUGACAACCAUAAACUCCCAAUCCUUCAGGAGCACAUGAAAUCAAUGCUCUAUGAUGAUGUUUCUUUAUAAGGAUUCCAAGGGAAAAAAAAAGAAAAACAGAAGACGAGGAAACUUAUUAGGUGCCGUUCCGUUUUCUAAAAAAAAAAAAACUUAAAGAAAAAAAAGUUAAUUUCAAGGUCAAAAAUCAUGUGUUUACGCAUAUAAUUUUCCUACUAAUAUGAAUCUUGUUUGAUAGAUCUCAUUGAGAUCUUUUAAACGGUGCAAAAAAAAAUUAUUAUUAUUUUUCAUUUUCGUUAUAUUUGAGUUUGAAAUUGCCUUUUUUUUGAAAAAAAAGGUCUUGGGAGAAAGCGGAACGGGGGCUUACAAUGACAAUUCCACUUGUUAAAGUCCCAAUCACAAAACAAACUGAUGGUUUUAUGAACCUGUGACAUUGCCUGCGGUUGUGUGUGUUAAAGGGCAGCAAAACAAGAGGAAAAUAGGGUAGGGUAGGUAUAUUCAUGUGGAAAGAUGAUUGUAUAAUUUGUAUUGAAUAUGUACUGUUCAAGGCAUUUUGAAGUUGGACAAAUCUUUAUCUAAUGAGUUUAAGGAGAUAA
This is a messenger RNA of Rhododendron vialii, 2355 nucleotides long. Its product is annotated as (3S,6E)-nerolidol synthase 1-like. The transcript has 7 exons. Gene Ontology annotation, molecular function: magnesium ion binding; terpene synthase activity. Bases 17 to 1831 code for a protein of 604 amino acids. Gene Ontology annotation, biological process: diterpenoid biosynthetic process. NCBI's taxonomy places the organism in Eukaryota, Viridiplantae, Streptophyta, Magnoliopsida, Ericales, Ericaceae. The record is from RefSeq and is a predicted model, not a curated record.